Emys orbicularis (European pond turtle) is the source of this 894-nucleotide messenger RNA. It is a transcript of the gene TMEM221, whose product is annotated as transmembrane protein 221. The record is from RefSeq and is a predicted model, not a curated record. Bases 1 to 894 code for a protein of 297 amino acids. The transcript has 3 exons. Lineage: Eukaryota; Metazoa; Chordata; Testudines; Emydidae.
AUGCCCUCCGCCUACACCCAGCGCUCCCUGGCCGUGCUGCUGCUCUUCGGCACGCUGGCAGCCCUCAUGGCUGUGCUCGCCUCCAUCCUCAUCUUCCAGCUGCAGGCGGGCCGGGCCCAGGCCGGCUCCCCCGGCGCCUUCUCGGAGCGGGUGGCGAGGGUGCUGCUGCCGGUCUCGGCCGUGCUGGCCGCCCUGUGCCUGGGGCUCAACGUCGGCUGCCUCCUGCUUUGCCUCCUGCACAGCUACUUCAGCGCCGAGGUGUGCCGGGGAGCCGCGGAGCCGGACAGAGCCGACUGGUUCCUGUUGGACAGCCGGAUGAUUCGGCAUGUUGCCAUUGGCUUGUUCUGCUGCGGUGUUUCUGUCUAUUUAGCAGCUCUCUCCAUCUACAUGCUGCUGCUGUUUGAAAUCGAGACCGGCAUAACCAGUGCCUGCAUCCUGUCCACCGGGAUCAUCGUCCUGCUGAUCACAGUGAUGCACGCCUUCGUCAGGGCCUCCCAAGCCUCACGGCGCAGCCAGUCCGAGCUCUGCCGUACCCUCUACGAGAACGACUCCGCCCGGCGCAGCGACACCCCGGCUAGCAACCUCAACAACAGCAAGAACGUGGCUGCAGCCCGCCCGCGGCCAGAGAUCCACCGAGAGUUCUCCUACCCACCAUACAUAGAGCAGAAGCCCCACCUUGCCUCACCAGGCAGAGGCAGCUUCACCUUGCCAGGAAGCCAUAGGCCACUGGCUGAGAAGGACUGCUGCAACCUGCCCCGGACACACAGGACACUGUCAGCAGAGCCAGGCCUGCUGCAGGUACAGGGCAAGCCCUGGAACAGCGUCACCCAGGAGAUGAGGAAUAUUUUGUCACGGAAGCCAGGAGUCUCUGGGAAGGAUUCAACUUUGGUGUGA